Molecule: messenger RNA, 3175 nt
Organism: Hemiscyllium ocellatum (epaulette shark)
Lineage: Eukaryota; Metazoa; Chordata; Chondrichthyes; Orectolobiformes; Hemiscylliidae
Product: cytochrome P450 2K1-like
Exons: 9
Coding region: 244-1731 (495 amino acids)
Biological process (GO): xenobiotic metabolic process
Cellular component (GO): intracellular membrane-bounded organelle; cytoplasm
Molecular function (GO): iron ion binding; oxidoreductase activity, acting on paired donors, with incorporation or reduction of molecular oxygen, reduced flavin or flavoprotein as one donor, and incorporation of one atom of oxygen; heme binding
Source: RefSeq, a predicted model, not a curated record
GGCACAUCCGCCUCACGAGACAAGACAAGACAAGCUGGAGAGGGAUGUGGGAAUUGGCACAGCUUCCAUUAGAACUACAAGAGAGGGCUGCACCACUUCUGUGCCAAGAGGCUGUCCUAUACUGACGCUCAAAAACACUCAGUGAGACAAAUCAGGAAAAGGAGGCUGUUGUUUGCUCGUGGGGGACUGGACUGAAGGGCGUAACACACUCUAACAUCACUGGUGUCUGGAUGCUCUGGCACAAUGGCUGUCCUCAAGCUCUUCCCCACAGAUUACACCUUGGCUCUAUCGCUGCUGGCUCUCUUUCUCUACCUGGUCGUGUCCCUAAUUCGGCGGAGAGUUCCCAGGAAUUUCCCUCCUGGACCGACUCCGCUCCCUCUGAUCGGAAACUUGCACCAACUGGACCUCAGGAAGCUGGACUGGUCUCUCAUGGGGCUUGCAGAGAAAUAUGGAAGUGUAUUUUCAGUGGAGCUCGGCCCAUCGAAGGCAGUGGUGUUGACUGGUUACGAUGCAGUGAAAGACGCUCUUGUGAAUCACGCUGAUCAAUUCAGUGGGAGGCCGCACUUACCGAUAUUUGACACAGUUUCAUUCCGAAGCGGCGUGAUAUUCAGUAACGGGAAGUUGUGGCGGGAGAACCGAAAGUUUGUGAUCUCAGCUCUCCGAGGAUUUGGCAUGGGCAAGAAAUCCGUUGAAGACAGGAUCAGUGAAGAGGCCAGCUUUCUUGUCAAUGUGUUUGAGAGUCACAAGGGUCAGCCUUUUGAAACUGCACAGAUUAUGUAUUUGGCUGUGAGCAAUAUCAUCUGUUCCAUCAUAUUUGGAGACCGUUUUGAUUAUAACAAUGAAGUAUUUAUCCAUCUAACAAGCAUGGUUAAUGAGAACACGAGACUGUUGGGAACAGCUCCAAUCCAUCUGUACAAUUCUUACCCAACUCUGGGAUUUCUGAUUCCGAGCCUCAGGAAGAUUAUUCAAAAUGUUAUGAAGAUGCAUGAAAUCUUUGAAGGUUGCUUCAAAGCUGCCAAAGAGACGCUGAGCGAGAACAGCAUCCAGACAUUCAGCGAGGCCUUAAUUCUGAGGCAUCAGCAGGAGCUGGGAGGUGAAGAUUUAGAGAGUAAGAAAAAGGAUAUCGUGGUUACAAUCACUGACCUGUUUGCUGCUGGCACAGAGACUACCUCCACUACCCUCUGCUGGGGACUUCUUCUGAUGGUAAACCACCCAGAAAUCCAGAGGAAAGUCCAAGAUGAAAUUGAUCGGGUGAUAGGAGCUGGUCGAUUCCCGAGGACAGAAGACCAGAGACACAUGCCCUACACUGAGGCUGUGAUUCACGAGAUCCAGAGGUUUGCCAACAUUGUCCCGAUCCUUCCUCAUUCGACAACCGAGGACACGCAUUUCAGAGGGUAUUUCCUUCCAAAGGGAACGUACGUUAUUCCUUUACUGACUUCGGUGCUGUACGAUAAAACCCAAUGGGAAAAGCCCCACCAGUUUAACCCGGCUCACUUCCUGGAUGCUGAUGGGAAUUUUGUGAAGAGAGACGCCUUCAUGCCUUUCUCUGCAGGUCGGAGGGUGUGUGCUGGUGAGGCACUGGCUAAAGUGGAGCUUUUCCUGUUCUUCACCACCCUGCUGCAGAAGUUCCACUUCCAGGCCCCACCAGGUGUGACCGACCUGGACACCAGCCCGGGAAUCGGCUUAGUGUCCAACCCGAAACCCCACCGGGUUUGUGCUGUGUCUCGCUGAUGGGACCCAGCGACAGGCCCAGUCGGUCUUUCACUGCUGGGUUUAUAAAGGAGGGAGCUGCAGCACAAAGUGUGAGGCAGCACCAGAACCGGGUUACCCUGUCUCUAUCUGACAUGGGACACAAUCAUUUACUCUUCGUACAGAUCUGUAUCGUCCCACCUUCACUUCUGUAACGAUAAUGUUUCCAGGGAAUCAACUGAGAAUGUCCUCCCAUUACAAAAGGAGGCAGACAUUUCAUUGAGGGUUUGAAUGCUCUUUGCAAAUUAACUCAGACCCCAUUCCAAACCUGUGUGACUGAUUCAUUUUGAGGAGAAUCCUUGCUUUUUGGAGCAUUACAUUCAUUGAGUUAUUUGAACUGAUGCAUUGCAAUGACUGAAUGUUUAAGCCAUGUUCCUGAAUCUUGCAAUAAUUCACAUUUCUCUCUGAAUUGUUUGUUUGGCAGGUUUCACACAGCCCAGUCAGACUGGUCGGUCUAGUUCCAUAGAAACUUAAUUGUGUAAAAACUAUCAGAUUAAUAUGAAUACCUGAAUGGUUUAACCAUGUUCGCUAUUAGAGUCAUACAGUCAUAGAGAUGUACAGCACUGAAACAGGCCCUUCAGUCCACCUUGUCCAUGCUAACCAUGCUAUCCCAACCUAAUCUAGUACCUUUUCCCAGUAACCGGCCCAUAUCCCUCCAAACCCUUCCUAUUCAUACACCCAUCCAGAUGCCUUUUAAAUGUUGUAGUUGUUCCAACCUCCACCACUUCCUCUGGCAGCUCAUUCCAUACACUCAACAGUCUCUAUGUGAAAAAAUUGUCCCUCAAGUCCCUUUUAAAUCUUACCCUCUGACAGUAAACCUAAACCCCUCGUGAUUUAGACUCCCUACCUUGCCUAAACAACAUUGGAUGUUCACCCUCUUCAUAUCCUUCAUGGUUUUUGUAAACCCCUAGAAGGUCACCCCUCAGCCUCCGACACUCCAGGGAAAACAGCCCCAGCCUAUUCAGCCUCUCCCUGAAGCUCAAAUCCUCCAACUCUGGCAACAUCCUUGUAAAUCUUUUCUGAACCCUUUCAAGUUCCUAUAGCAGGGAGACCAGAACUGAACACAGUUUUCCAAAAGGGCCCUAACCAAGCUCCUGUACAACCACAACAUGACCUCCAACGCCUAGACUGAAGUGAAUUGUUCAUCUGCGACAGCCCAUUUUGCUCUCUGUAAUAAUUGAGGAGUCACAGCUGGAAAGGAAAAUUGUUUCUUAUUGGACACCAAAAUAGAGCCACUACUUGUUUUGUAUAUGAGGUAGUCCCAGCCUGGGGCAGACAAUUCUGUUGACCCACCCCUGAGUCUGCAGCAUGAUGGUCCUGUGGUUAGCACUGCUGCCUCACAGCACCAGGGACCCGGGUUCGAUCCCAGCCUCGGGCGAUUGUCUGUGUGGAAUUUGCACAGUCUCCCUGUGUCUGUGUGGGUUUC